Leguminivora glycinivorella is the source of this 1836-nucleotide messenger RNA. RefSeq names its product zinc finger protein 732-like. The record is from RefSeq and is a predicted model, not a curated record. The coding region runs from base 192 to 1742 and encodes 516 amino acids. Gene Ontology annotation, cellular component: nucleus. Gene Ontology annotation, molecular function: DNA-binding transcription factor activity, RNA polymerase II-specific; zinc ion binding; RNA polymerase II transcription regulatory region sequence-specific DNA binding. The transcript is spliced from 5 exons. Gene Ontology annotation, biological process: regulation of transcription by RNA polymerase II. NCBI's taxonomy places the organism in Eukaryota, Metazoa, Arthropoda, Insecta, Lepidoptera, Tortricidae.
CUUUAUCUCGUUUUGUCCGCUGAUUUUUACUUGUGUUCUUUGCUACAUUUCUAAAUUACGGCUUAGAUAUGACUUCAGUUCAGUUCGGAUCUCGUGUAGGAUACGUAUUCAAUCGUGUUGUUUUUCGAACCAUGCGGUCAUAAGUCUGUCUUGUUUUAAGCCAACGUUUAGUUAGGACUACUGGGUUUACAAUGGAAGCUAACGGAUCGUGUUGCUGCUGCUUGCUGCGUCCGCCGGUCAGGGGCAUGAGUACGCCGUACGUGCGCCUUGGAGUUACGGAGAUAUAUUCGGAAAUGCUCGCGGAUUGCUUUGAUAUACGAGCAAUAAUUGGCAACAACGAGAGUGGCAUCUGCACUGCAUGUGUAGACCGUCUGUUGGAUGCAAGUGACUUCAAAAAACAAGUGCAGUGCAGCCAGGCAAAACUGCAGGAGCGCGCUGAUGCUCUACUGGAUAUAAAAGGUGAAGAAAUAAAAUUGGAGAUAACAGAAGGUAACGACAUCAGUGGUGGACUGAUAUUAUAUGAGCCGCCCAAGUUGGAGGUGGAAGAUGACGCGAACGAUUAUGAUACGCUUUUUACAUACGACGAUAACAAAAAUUGUGCGCCGUAUGAGCCGGAGCCGCCUUUAAGCGCAGAAAUGGCGUGGACAAGUUAUUCCGACAGCUUCGAGCCUUCUAGCUACGACGGCGCGAGCGCGGACCAGGAAACAACUAGCCGUCGACCUAUUCUCAUAACACGUGCUAACCAGUCACACGCUAAUUCAAGAAAAAAAACACAUACAAAGGAAAAUACUUCUAGAGUCUGUAAAAAACAGGUGACGCGCGACGCACACCAAUACGAGAAAGAAAAUGAGACGAUAUAUCCUCUACGUAGCAAAGUCAAGUUCGAACAUAAACCCAAACCGAAUAAUGAUUAUACUAAUAUCUACGCAACGGGACCAUACACUUGUAAUAUCUGUUACGUCGUAAUGACCACCAGACGUUCUAUGGCAUGCCAUAUGGCAAUUCACACCGAACCUAAAUCUGAAAUAUGCGAAAACAAUACGUGGGACUGUGACAAGUGUGAUAAGAUAUUUUCUACAAAAAAUGCCAUGAAUAGCCAUAUGAGAAAUGUACACUCGAAAAAGACAUUCAGAUGCGACGUGUGCUCGAAAUUAUUUAAUAGUCUUCGGCAGAUGACUAAACAUAAAGUAAUACAUACUGAACGGGAAAGGAAUUAUUGUUGUGACCAAUGUGGACAACGAUUUUUAACAAAUACAGUUCUCGCUUGUCACAAACAGUGUCACACGGGUGACAAACCGUUCACUUGCGAUAUUUGUCAAAAGAAAUUCCGGAAUAAAUAUAGCAUGAAAGAGCAUGUCUAUACACACAUGGGAUUUAUGCGUUACACAUGCAAUAAAUGUGGGAAAAAAUUCACUACUUCGUCGGGUUGCAGAAAGCAUGAUUUAUCUCAUCAUAAGAACACUAUCACAGAGAGGGCGUUUUCGUGUGAAAUAUGCAAUAAGCAAUUUAUGCAUAAUCACCAUUUAAAGAGACAUAAGCUAUUGCACACGGGCGAGAAACCAUACGAAUGUGAAACAUGCGGGAAGCAGUUUUCUGUUAAAUUUAAUUUAGACACGCACAUGCAAACUCACGUCAAAGGGACUUACUCCUGUGAUGUUUGUUCUAAAACAUAUGCGACCAAAGAGAGUUUGAGGCAACACAAAAGAGUUCAUUCCAGAGACAAAGUUAAAAAAAGUGAAUAACAGAUGAUAUUUUUUUGUAAAUGUUCAUGAUGUAAACAAUUUCAUAAACUUAAUCUUUAUUAUAAGGUAUCUAUAAUAAACACUUUUAAACGGA